Messenger RNA from Haemonchus placei, 957 nucleotides. Lineage: Eukaryota; Metazoa; Nematoda; Chromadorea; Rhabditida; Trichostrongylidae. The record is from the annotation of a GenBank genome assembly.
AUGUCUUCCAACGAUGGCUGUAAUCGAAGUUUCGAACAUGUGAUGGAGUGCGAUGACAGUAUGAGGAAACAAGCGGAACGAAAUCGUACAGUGGAUAGCCCUUUGGGCCAACUUGAUCCAUCCAGAAUCACUCACAUGGUUGUUGAUCAAGUCGGCCUUUGUGGUCCAACUGCCAACCCAGAUAAUGAUGGGUUCGUGGUUCCAGGCCCACCUUAUCAGCAGUGGCCACGAUCUUCACCCGCUGCAAGUCCUUCUGUUAUGUCCUCACCAUCUAAAGUCAUGGACAGUUGUGGGCAAAUGCAACCGCGCAUAAGUACGCCGACGAAUAUGAUGCAUAUGCAGCAAGGUGCCAUUGGAAGUCCAUCGAUCUGCAGUGCACCAAUGACACCACAGCAGAUGGUCCAGCAACAACAGCAGCAAGGAAUGAUGCAAGGACAACCCACCCCAACAGGACAAUUUGACCAGAGCGGGGGAUUCACUCCACAGCACCAGCAAAUGCCACAAGGCUAUCCACAAGGAUUGACAGAAAGUUCAGGUGCUAUACACAUGCAGCAACAAAUUAUGGUUGGAGGAGGUGGACCAGGUGACGGCUCACCGGGUAUGUAUGCUAGACAGCAGCAGCAGCAGCAACAACAACAACAACAAAUGAUGAGUCAACAACAACAGAUGCAGCAGCAGCAAAUGAUGGGACAGCAGCAGAUGAUGAUGUCACAACAAAUGGGUGUAAUGGGCGGUAAUCCUCAGCAGUACUAUCAACAGCAAAAUCCGCAGUGGGCCCAGCAACAGCAGCAGAUGCAACAGGCACAUUUUGCACGUCAACCGCAAAUGAUGGGAACAGCUCCAGUCCAGAGAGUGAUGAUACAACGCGUACCGUAUCCCCCGGGCACAGAUCAUUUGCAAAAGUUUGAUCUCGGGCGGGCUCGAACCGCCGGCCUUCUGUGUGUUAGACAGAUGUGA